Chara braunii is the source of this 2779-nucleotide messenger RNA. NCBI's taxonomy places the organism in Eukaryota, Viridiplantae, Streptophyta, Charophyceae, Charales, Characeae. The record is from the annotation of a GenBank genome assembly.
GCGGACUUCCAAUGGAUGCCCGUUCCCUCGACCAGACGAUUGCCGAAACCGCAUUGCAACGUGCUCAUGGCACAACUGCGGGAUUACUUGCACACUGCAGUACCGACUCCGUUGAUGGACGCCGGAGUAGAGGUUGUCGACCUUCACGCCUACAUUGCGAAGAUCGACCGCGAGUUCAAGACGCAACGGUACGACGACAUAGACGCACCAUUGCUAUAUGUACCCAUUCAGAUCGGAGAGACGACCUGCAGCGCUUUGAUCGAUUGUGGAGCAUCUCGCAACUACAUCAGCCAGGACUUCAUGGUGCGCGUCGGCCUUGGCCCACGCGUCCGAAGGAAGCCCCAGCCCACGCAAGUCACGUUGGCGGACGGUCACACGCACAAGUCAAUCGACCGGUGCAUUGAUGACGUCACAGUGUACUUUGCCCCUCACGCAAGUGAGGCGGUAUCCUUUGACAUUCUGGACACCAAAUUCGACAUGAUCUUGGGCAUGUCAUGGCUGCGAAGCAAGGAUCACCCGAUGAACUUCUAUAAUCGCACCGUUCACAUUCGUGAUCGGAACGGAAUACUAGUCCCAUCCACGGUGCCUCUUCCUCAUCCUUCAAUCAGCUGCCACGUGGUAUCCGCCGCAAGCAUGCGAGCUUCCAUCAUCAGAGACGACAUCAAGGAGAUGGGGGGGUGUUUUCUCCACGCCCUCCCGCCCCAUGACGCUUCAUCGACGGACUCAUCUUCGGAUCCACGCAUCACCGAACUUCUCGACGCCUACAGCGACGUGUUCGAAGGCCCGCACGGAGUAGUACCGGAUCGCCCCAUCCGCCACGAGAUCAUCCUCGAGGACGGGGCUGUACCUCCGCGCGGUUGCAUCUACCGAAUGAGCGAGGAAGAGUUAAGUGUGCUUCGAGCACAACUCGACGACCUUUUGGAGAAAGGUUGGAUUCGGCCUAGCUCAUCGCCAUACGGUGCUCUUGUUCUCUUCGUCCGGAAGAAGAACAAGGAUUUGCGGUUGUGCAUCGAUUAUCGCAAGCUCAACGCGCAGACGAUCAGAAACGUCAGCCCUCUCCCAUGCAUCGACGAUCUUCUCGAGCGACUGGGCGGCGCCAAGUUCUUCUCCAAGCUCGAUCUCAAGUCGGGAUAUCACAAACUCGAGAUUAGCAAGGAGGAUCGCUACAAGAUCGCGUUCAAGACUCGGUAUGGGCAUUUCGAAUGGCUGGUUAUGUCAUUUGGCCUUACGAAUGCCUCGGCCACUUUCCAAGCGGCUAUGACAACGGAGUUCCGACACAUGCUGGAUCGAUACAUACUUAUCUACCUCGACGACAUCCUGGUGUACAGUCGGAGUUUGGAGGAGCAUACGGAACACCUGCGCACCGUUUUGGAGCGGCUACGACAAGCCAAGUACAAAGCCAACCGCGGCAAGUGCAAAUUCGCGUGGCAGGAGCUGGAGUACUUGGGACAUUAUGUGACGCCGCAAGGCAUCCGUCCGCUUGCGGACAAGAUCGAGGCCCUACGAGUGCCAUUCAUGUUCGAUGACGACGCACGCCGGUCAUUCCAAGCACUUAAGACGGCUAUGCUCAUGGCACCCGUCCUUAGCAUCUAUGACCCCACCCUGUCAACGAGAGUGACUACGGACGCUUCCGGCUAUGGCAUUGGGGUAGUCUUGGAACAGCACGACGGCGACGACUGGCACCCUGUAGAGUAUUUCAGUCACAAAGUGUCUCCUAUCAACUCGCUUGAUGAUGCAAGGAAGAAGGAGCUACUCACGUUCGUCGUGGCUCUCAAGCGAUGGCGACACUUCCUCCUUGGGCGUCGUAGGUUCACAUGGGUUACGGACAACAAUCCAUUGACCUACUACAAGACGCAGGAUACGGUAAGCAGCACGAUCGGACGAUGGAUGCACUUCAUCGACCAGUUUGGCUUCACACCGAAACAUCUUCCCGGCCUCUCAAAUCGCGCAGCAGAUGCACUCUCGCGAAGACCUGAUCUUUGCGCUAUGACAUAUCAUGCCUUCGCAUUCGACGAGGAGCUUCAGCGACACUUCAUCCGGGCAUAUGAGUCUGAUCCGGACUUUGCCGCGCUAUAUGCACAGCUAUCUUCGGAUCACCCGCCGGCCAGUCACUAUCACAUUGUCGACGGGUACUUGCUCCUCCACUCGAGAGGCAAGGACUUAUUGUGUGUCCCACGAGACCGUCGUUUUCAGACUCGCCUUCUCGGGGAGUACCAUGACUCGCGACUCGCCGGCCAUUUCGGACUCAACCGCACCAUUGCACGGCUUCGACAACGAUUCCGAUGGCCUGACCUCAUUACCGAUGUCACUCGGUAUUGCGACUCUUGCGAAGGUUGCCAACGUAGCAAACCCCGCAACCGCAAUCCCUAUGCCGAGUUACACCCGAUGCCCAUCCCAUGGAACCCCGGUCUCUCCAUUGCCAUGGACGUCACUGGUCCGUUCCCUCGCGACCGGCUCGGACACGACGGCAUCCUCACGGUUGUGGACCGAUUGAGUAAGUACGCGCGUUUUCUUCCUUACAAGUACUACUCCACGGCUCCCGAGCUGGCUUGCCUCCUGCACACCGGUUGGAUUUGUGGCCACGGUGUACCAGAAGACAUAGUCAGUGACCGCGACACUCGCUUCAUGUCGGCAUUCAAGUUCGGCUCGGCAUCCACAGACAGACGGGCAGACGAAGCGGGCACAUCAAACCGCUCAAAUGAUGCUUCGUACGCUCAUCUGUCUGGACCAGAAAGAUUCGGUUGACCGCCUCCCCUCUCCGCGGAAGAGUUUGCACUGG